AAGUAAUGUUAUAUUUUUCACCAACUAUGUUAUCCAAAGAGUAUAUUUAAAAUUAAACAUUAAAAGUUUAAUCUUAACCUUUAGAGAUUCAUAACGAGUCCAGUCCUCUGUCCUUCUUUUUUUUUUGUUUUCUUAUUAGUUUUGAUUUUAAUAGUACCUGUUCCCUGUGUUCUGGAAUGACAGAAGCAGUUGCAGACUGAUUGGGCAGAUCCAUAGUAUCCUUCUGAGCUGAUGAUUUUCACUCUGAAGUAGUUUUGCCCAUGGAUUAGCCAGUUUUGCUGGCUAAUGGCAGCUUUUUGUCUUAGCAGAUUUUUUCAGGUAAUGGGCUGCGGGAUAAAGAGAGUGUAUAGCAAGUCUGCUGUCAUAUGCAAAUAGGUGUGACUAAUUGUUUUUCUGCAGUGAGUCCUUACUUGUUUUGGAUGGUAGCAAAAACCCCCAAGCCUUUAGCUGAACAUAUCCUGUGGCUUGUAUGCAGCUCAUUCAUGUGUCUGGCUAGAAAACCUGGGUUUUUCUCUGUAUUUUUGGUGGCAUUUUGGCACAUUUAAUUCUUGAAUUGGUUUCUUUUGAAGCUUUAAAAAAAGAUUAAAACACCCUCUUAUAGGAUGAAAAAAUUAGGGAUCAGUUGUAGAAGCAGCUAAAAUAAGCUUUUCACUUUAAUUAUGUUUCUUAAGUAAGAAGUGUUUUGAAAAGAUCAGACCAUGGUUGUUAGUCUCUAAUCAUUAGCUGGUUUUGCUGUGAAAAAGGCAUUAAAGUGCUUUGAAGUUUUUGGUGUUUUUUCUUCUCCCUCUAUAAAAUAUAUGAAAGUUAGGCACAGCCUAAUCCUGUUAACUAGAUUUAGUUUGUAGUAACUCUGGGAUUAAUGGUGUCUUUUAAGGAAAUGUGUCUCUUAUUUGCUGUAGCUUCCUGGUGUCUUGUCUUUGGACACUGAGUAGGGCUGGUGCUGUAACUUAUUUGCAUAUAAAGUAGUUCUAUUGCUAUAAGAUCAUAUAAGUAGUAUGUAUAUAUAUACAUAUAAGAUUAUAUAAGUAGUUUUAUUGCUAUAAGAUAACGAUUCUCUGCCCAGAUGUGGUUGUGACUCGGUGCAUGAGUGCAGUUGCACCUGAAGUCUCAGCAGUCUGCACCAGCUGCUCUGUAGGGUUUUGGUUUUUCUCAGUUGUUGGUCACUGUCAAUGUGAGCACAUUUCACUGUCCUGGGGAGCCCCCGUGCUUGUUUGGUGUGUGAGGCUGUGGGGAGGGUGGGGGCAGUGUUGUACUGCCUCAGGAUUUGCACAUCAGUGUGUCACUCAAGCCUACAAGCACACUGCUACACAAACUGCAUUUCCUUUCAUCAAGGGUAGAUACCACUCCUAAGGCAGUUCAGCUUUUCCCUUUGUGUUUUUUAAGCUAAUUUUUUUGUACUUACAAAAUUCACACUUUGAAGAUACUAUGAAUUUUUUAGUUUGACAUCUUUAAACUAGUACUUAAUGUCAGCAGACUUGAAAAAAAACUUCAGAGUUUAAAGUGAUAUCAAGUCUGGAAAUGUGAAGACUUCAGUGAGGGCUGCAGAUGUGUGUAGCUCAAGGAGUGGUGCACAGUGAGUGUAAUGUCUCUGAUGUUUGAAAACCUGCUCGAGGAAGGAGGUGUGCUCCUCAGUGUGUGUGUAUGGAAUCCUGGGCAGCAAGUAUCCCUAGGAGUGGUGUAGAAGGGGAACACAAGAUCUGAGUACCUCAUAUUAAAUAAGAAAAAGGAAACUAAUUAAUUCAUUUCAAACAUCAGGCUUGAAGUGUGAAGUCAUCUGUGUAAGUCAAGCAAGGACAGAAUAGCUGCCAUGGAACAUUGGUUUUGUGUGUUGAGAGGACAAAGAGAUGGGCUGUGGGCACAGUGAUUGUCUUCAAAGACACAGUGCUAGUUUAGCUUUCUGUCCCUGAACAUUUAUUCAUUGGACACUGUGGGUUUGCAAUGUCAGUAGAUGCAACACUCAGAUAUCUCAGUCCUGAAGCUUUCAAAAUAUACCUAGCUAGGAUUUGUCAGUGUUAAACCCUUGGUGCUAAAGGAAUUGACUGAGAGGUUAAAGAAAUCCAAGGUUACUUCAUCCAGUUCUGGUAACAUCAUCGUGGACAAAAAGCACCAUUUCAGAAGGCAGAGAUAACCUUUUUGAAUAAAGAUGAUUAAUUUAUCCUGUUAACCAAGCCUGUUGUGAUUAAAACCUCCAACUGCAUAUUUGGAGAGAAGAGGAAUGGGGGAAUGUAAUAUCUGACUGAGUAUCAAAAAAGAGGCAGCAAAGUUAGAUGGGGUCUGCAGUGUGCUCAGGAUUUGGCUCAGGGUCUGUGCACUGCGUUGUCAGGUGGUGAGAAGGGGCCCUGUGGCUGACUAAGCUGCAGUGCCUCAGGGGGUGGCUGAUUCUCUCCACCACUUUUUGCUGUCUUGCAUCCAGCGUAAUUUGUUUUAUGCAGUCACUGUAACCUGUUAUUAAGCUGUAAGCUAUCCCCUUUUAAAAACAAAACGAAAGCAUAAAGACCCAGGCUGUGUUGCUGAUGCUCAGAGAACUCAGCCAAGUCCUUUGUCAGAAGACUGUCUAGUGUGGCAGUGGCACACCAGAAUCAAUUGCUGAAAGCCGAAGAUGAACUGGUGAGUGCGAAUUGGUGCAAAUAAAUAGAAUUGCUUCAGCAUACAACUAAAGAAAAAAGAAAUUCUUCUCUAAGAGUGAGAGCCUUUUUGGAGGUGUUAUUAGACAACACAGAUCCUUGCAGAGAAGGGGUGACUGGAUGGAUAAAUAAUGAUUCAUGAUGUUCAGGCAUACAGUAUCUAGUUACUCCUUCUGGUCUUCAGAGACUCAUGGGUUAAUGAAAUUGUUCCAUCUUUGCAGUUUGGUCAGUAUAGCAGACAAGGAGAAUGGUGUGGGCUUAGUAUUUUUUCUGCACCAUUCUUCCUCAGUGUCAAGAGACUGAGAAGAGGAGACAGGACCAUCAUUCCUUAGGAUCCCACAGGUCCAAGGAAUCUGAAGGCAGUGGAUAUGUGAGGGCCUCUCAGCAAGCCUCAGUGCCCAUUCCAAGAAUGCUCCAGUAGUGAAGAGAAGAAAGGAAAAAAGAAAAGGGAAAAGAAACCCCACCGAAACACCAAAAACUGUUCUGGUUUUGAACCUUGCUGCCUUCAACACUGGCUGAAUGACCAGCAGUGAAACUGUCCUGGUGCCAAGACUGUGGCAUGGUCCUUUUACACUCUGGUGCAAAAUCAGUCUGUUCUCAGCGUGCUGCUGGUGAAACUUGGAAUCUGUAUCCUCAUCUCCAUCUUGGAAGUCUUCAGUCACUCUCUGUAUUGGAACACAAGCUUUUGGGAUUGAAGAUGAGAUCUCAAGGAUUUCUAGGAUUGUUCUUGCUACUCUGCAGGUUAUCAGCAAGCAAGGAUUUGGCACAGACAUCCUAUUUCAUGGCUACCAACAGCCUUCACCUUACCACGUUCUGUCUUCAGUACAAGCCCACAGUGAUAGCAUGUGUGUGCAUUCACUUGGCCUGCAAAUGGUCCAACUGGGAGAUUCCAGUGUCAACAGAUGGGAAACACUGGUGGGAAUAUGUAGAUCCCUCAGUUACUCUAGAGCUACUAGAUGAGCUAACUCAUGAGUUUCUGCAAAUACUGGAGAAAACACCUAGCAGGCUCAAGAGAAUUAGAAAUUGGCGGGCUAAUCAGGCAGCUAAGAAACCUAAAGGUGAUGGACAAGUAUCUGAGAACUCUCUUCUUGGUUCAUCUUUGGUCCAGAAUUCCAUUUUGGUGGAUACAGUUACUGGUGUAGCUGCAAACACAAGUUUCCAAAAACCAUCGACGUCGUUUCCUGCACCAGUACCUCUGACCUCAGGAAGUAUUUCUGUUCCAGACAGUCACGCACCUGAAAAUUUGGCAAUAUUAGCUACAGGAAUGCCAAGUACCUCAUACAGUUUGGCAUCACACCAGGAAUGGCCUCAGCACCAAGAACAAACAAGGACAGAACAAAUUUACUCCCAGAAGCAGGAGCCACUGCCUGCUGGUCAGUACAACAUGAACUUCCAAGCAGGGGCGUCCGUGCAGUUGCACUCUGGAGCGCACCACAGACCUGACAAACUUGCUGAGCAUUCUACUGUCAAACAAGAAUAUUCUCACAAGUCAGCAAACAAACACCACGGACAAGUUGCUGCUCCUGUAAUAAUCCCUCAGAAAAUGUCUUUGGAUAAAUACAGAGAGAAGCGCAAACUAGAAACCCUGGAACUGGAUGUCAGAGAACACUAUGUAGCAACCCCAGGCGAGCAGCAGCAUAAAAAGCACCUGCAGCCACAGGCAGGCAGCACUUCUGUUACGUCUCCCAUUAAAAUGAAAAUUCCUAUUGCAAAUGCAGAGAAGCCUGAAAAACAUUUGCCUGAUAAGAAAGAGAAGAGCGGCUCGCUCAAACUCCGUAUCCCAAUCCCGCCCACAGAAAAGGGUGCCAGUAAGGAGGAGCUGAAAAUGAAAAUCAAGGUUUCUUCCUCAGAAAGGCACAGCUCGUCGGACGAGGGCAGCGGCAAGAGCAAACACUCGAGUCCCCACAUCAGCAAAGAGCACAAGGACAAACACAAGGAGCACUCCCUGAACCGCCACCACGGCGUGGGCCACAAGCACUCGCACUCGCACGGGGGCGGCGGCAAGCACGGCGCUGACGGGGUGGCGCCCUCUGUGCUGAGGAGUCCCGUGGGCCUGGGCAGCGACGGCAAUUCCUCCAGUUCCGGCUCCUCCAGGAAGAAGUUGCACAGCAACGACGCUUCUCACAACCACCACUCCAAAAUGAGCAAAAGUUCCAAAAGUUCAGGUAGUUCAUCUAGUUCUUGCUCUGUUAAGCAGUAUGUAUCCUCUCACAACUCUGUUUUUAACCUUCCCUUACCCCCUCCUCCCCCUGUCACAUACCAGGUGGGCUACGGACAUCUCAGCACCCUCGUGAAACUGGACAAGAAACCAGUGGAGAACGGUCCUGAUGCCCAUCCCCAGUACAGUACAAACAGCCAGCAUAUGGACUACAAAGACACAUUCGACAUGCUGGAUUCGCUGUUAAGUGCCCAAGGAAUGAACAUGUAGUCAAUUCUUAGGUUGUUUUUCUUUUGUUUUUUGUUUUUUGUUUUAAUUUAAGAAUCGUUAGAAUGGAAAACUUCCUAAUAUAGCAGUAGCAACACCAGCUGUUGCUGCCGUGGUUUCAGUAUAUGUAAGUGCUGCUUUAUCCUUCACUCUGAAAAGAAGAGGUAUAGUAAACAAGUCUUUAUCUCCACAUACAAUAGUGUUAUAAAUACUGUAAUAGCAUGGAAGGUGCAAAAAUCUCAGUAUUUCUACGACUGCAGCUAAGAACAGUAGAAUGAACGCCCGCUUUUAGGUGUAUAGGAUGCCUCGAGCAUUGAAUAUUUAUGAGUUUGAGUACUGCAGCCACAACUUUUUGUUGCAUAGUUUUUGAAUGAGUGUCAUUGUUUUCUUGUGUAUUUAUACUGUAUGUAUGAUUUGCAUGUUUCAAAGAUAAAGGGAUUAAAAACAGUAUACUGACAACUGUUUACAAGAAAGUGGAGAAAAAUGUACAUACAUUUUUGUAUGUUUAGAUAUACCAUAAAUACUCAGGAUUGGAGCUGCUUGUAAGUAUAACAAAAUACACAUAACUUUAUUUUAUCUUGCCAGAGUCCAUCAGUUACCCAAACCAAGAUGGCACUUUGUCUUGUUUAUCUUUAAACUGUAGGCCUUAUCGGAAGCCACUCAAAAGGGACACUUCACUGGAGGAGGCAUCCAGAACCCUGCAGGGUCAGCACCACACAGUAUUAGCAGGGAGGCAGGAGAAGGGAGAGGCCUCUGCUCACUCACUAUGGCCAGACCUCGGAAAUGUCCCUAGAUUUCUGAAGGAAAAAGGAAUUAAAAUAAAAGUUUACAUAAUC
Prinia subflava (tawny-flanked prinia) is the source of this 5885-nucleotide messenger RNA. RefSeq names its product cyclin T2 (gene CCNT2). Gene Ontology annotation, molecular function: cyclin-dependent protein serine/threonine kinase activator activity. Bases 3184 to 5052 code for a protein of 622 amino acids. Gene Ontology annotation, cellular component: nucleus; cyclin/CDK positive transcription elongation factor complex. Gene Ontology annotation, biological process: regulation of transcription by RNA polymerase II; positive regulation of DNA-templated transcription, elongation. NCBI's taxonomy places the organism in Eukaryota, Metazoa, Chordata, Aves, Passeriformes, Cisticolidae. The transcript is spliced from 5 exons. The record is from RefSeq and is a predicted model, not a curated record.